GUUAUAAAAUGCCAGCCCUCGUAAACGUUCGCUGCUUCCCGAAAUAAUGAACAUCCGUUCAACGAAGGCAUCGAAACGGCGUCAAGGCUGGACUAACACGGACAAUAACGGGGAGUCCCGUUUAUAAAUCAGCACUUAACCAUCCAACAAACAUCUAUGUCAAGACUGCCAACUUACCACAUCUAGCUGCCGUGUCUUCUGUCUCGCAUUGGACCACAGUGACAGUGCAUACCUAAUGUAAAGCAGAGUAUCGGCUAAAUUAACCAAGACCGACGUCCACAAUGGUUCAGAAUAAGAAUAACACCCCAGAAGUCACUGGCUUCCACCGCUCUUUUAAUGUCCAAAACCCGUUUAAUUCUGAAGAUUAUACCAAAACAGACUCCAGUCUCCACGAGUCAAACUUACAUUUAGAUUGUCCCCCAAGACCUGACAUGCCAGCCAGCCAGCCGAUUAACAUCCCAGAUGCCAAGAAGAGGACCAAGAAGAAGAAGAGAUGCAGGGCCACCGACAGCUUCACAGGACGAUUCCAAGAUGUAUACGUGCUGCAGACGGAGGUGCUGGGCGAGGGGGCCUAUGCUGUCGUCCAGACCUGCAUCAACCUCAUCACCCAGAAGGAAUAUGCUGUCAAGAUCGUCGAGAAGCGUGCGGGUCUCAGUCGGAGCCGAGUCUUCAGGGAAGUGGAGAUGCUCUAUCAGUGCCAGGGACACAGAAACAUUCUGGAGCUGGUCGAGUUCUUUGAGGAAGAAGACAAAUUCUACUUGGUUUUUGAGAAACUAAGAGGAGGGUCAGUGUUGACCCACAUCCACCGUAGACAACACUUUAGUGAGCAGGAGGCCAGUUAUGUGGUGCAGGACAUCGCCAGUGCUCUAAACUACCUCCACAACAAGGGAAUGGCACACAGGGACCUGAAGCCUGAAAACAUCCUGUGUGAGCACGUGGACCGGAUGUCACCGGUGAAGAUCUGUGAUUUUGACCUGGGCAGUGGCAUCCGGCUGAACAGUGACAGCUCCCCUAUCUCUACUCCUGAACUCAUCACUCCGUGUGGUUCUGCAGAGUACAUGGCUCCGGAGGUGGUGGAGGCCUUCAGUGAGGAGGCUACGAUCUAUGAUAAGCGCUGUGACCUGUGGAGUCUGGGGGUCAUCCUGUACAUUAUGCUGAGUGGGUACCCUCCCUUCGUAGGGCGCUGUGGCACCAACUGUGGCUGGGACUGGGGAGAGCCCUGCCAGGAAUGCCAGAACAUGCUGUUUGAGAGCAUCCAGGAGGGGAAGUACGAGUUCCCUGAGAAGGACUGGAAGCAGAUCUCCUCUGGAGCUAAAGACCUCAUCACCAGGCUUCUGGUCAGAGAUGCCAAGAACCGCCUCAGUGCUGCUCAGGUCCUGCUGCACCCCUGGGUCCAAGGGUGUGCUCCCAACACCGUGCCCUCCAGGCUGAACCACAGAGGCAGCAGAGCCCAGGACCUGACCUUCUUCGCUGGCCAGGCUGUGGCCGUCACCCGCCAGCUAGCUGAGCAGGACGAGAGCGACCGUCAGGAGAGAGAGGACCGCAACGAAGAUUCUGAGGAAGAAGGGUCGUUGGGGUCCCUCUCUCUGUCCCCCUCGCCCCACCACAUGGCUACCAGCACCACUGCUAGCUGCAGCCUCAGCCCCCAGAGCUCCCUGCGCCCCCUCUCCCCCUUGUCCUCUCGGCUGGCCCGGCAAAAGAGGAGAGGGCCCCCCCACACAGGGCCAGUGUGUGCCUCGGAGCUCCGGCAGCUCCUUGCACCCCUGGUCAUCAUGGAGGACUGUGCCUGAAACUUCUAAUAACCGUUAAACUGACCGACCAACUGCAAACCUAACCUGAUAAUGCUCCUGAAAAUUCACUGCUCAUCUCCUCCUCCCACCUCUUUUCCUCUCUACCCCCUCCCAUCUUUCUCAUCACUAAGCCACACCUGCAAUACCUCAGUGGCUUGGAUGAUGAUGGGGAUGUGGUCUUCGCAGCACUUAAAGAAGCACAUUGACCCUCUGCCUAAUUCGAAGACUCUUCUACUCUUGGGGUGGGGGAGGGAGGGGAAAGGGAUUUUGAAGAGUGGGUCAUCCCGCUCUGAAUUGAAAACUUCAUCAACCAGCUUCAUCAGAUAUACUAGAGGCCAAGUGGGUUCAAUGAGUUGGCCAGAUAACAAGUCGAAAUAGACAUUGAUUUUAUUGUUAAUAUAAAAAAAAAGCUCAACUUGGAUAUGUUUUUUUUGUUUGUUAAAUCAAUUCGAACAUGCCGUUUUUCAAGCAUCUUUCUACAAAAUAAAAGUAUCAGAAUAUGUAGGCACGUUAGCUGGCUAACUCCUUUAUAGUAUACCCCUCAGGACCUUCCCUCUACUUCAGUCUACGAGGGUGGGAUGGCCCAGCUAUCCAGCUAGCGGCAGUGUUGUAACGCACUUAUCCAAACUGAGACCUUUGUCAGUUUCACUGAGUGGCUCACUCAAACCCUUCCUGCUUGUUGUAGUGGGAGCUCAGGUGGCCUGAUAACCGGGCCCGGCCGAUAGGCUAGCCAACUCUUUACGAGGCCGCUAGGCUAGCCAACUCUUUACGAGGCCGCUAGGCUAGCCAACUCUGACUAUCUAGUACCUCCUCAUUGUUGGGAUUUAACAAAGUCCACACAUCUAGCCUGUUAUCAUUAUUUCUGCCCCUUGAACCGCUGUUGUGGUGGUACUAUCGAUCCAUUAUCUGAGAUCUGAGGCGUCCUGAUUGACAUGUUGUGCUCACUGACUGGCUGCAUCACAAGUGGCAUAUAGGGAAUAGAGUGCCGUUUGAUGCAGUCAUUGUUGCUGACUGUAACAGGGAGACAUGGACCCUACCAAAGUAGCCUGAGCUGAAGUUAAGCUUAGCCUAGACCUGGACUAAAGAUCACUUUCAAUGGAGAAUCCUUUAGUCAUGUUUCUUAGUCCAGGACUAGGCUUAAUUAAUCUGUGUCUGGGAAACGGGCCUUAAAUUGGUCUGAACCCAAGAGAGAGUCCCAGCAACAAAGAUACUUAAAACUUUAACACAAACUAUUUUCCAGCAGAUACCUCAGGACCUAGAAAUAUAUAGAGAGAGCUGGGGGGGGGGACUUCACCAGGUAUCAAUACAACUGUUAUUGACUCGCCAGGUAUCAGCCAGGUAAGAGAACUGUUUUUGACUCUCCAGGUAUCGAGAAGUCAAAGAAAGACGAGGGGAGAGAUCCUCAGUUUCUUUUCUUCAAAUCAAACGAUCUACAUUCUAAGAUCCUAAUUAAGAAGUUUUAAAGGCCUUGGUAACACCUGGCAAUGGUCAUCUGUCAUGUUGAUGACAAGUCAUUUAAUGUAUAAUCAAGGCCUUGGUAACACCUGGCAAUGGUCAUCAUCUGUCAUGUUGAUGACAAGUCAUUUAAUGUAUAAUCAAGGCCUUGGUAACACCUGACAAUGGUCAUCUGUCAUGUUGAUGACAAGUCAUUUAAUGUAUAAUCAAGGCCUUGGUUGACUGCCUUUUCAGUGUGUUCAGACGAGGCUCCAGCAUGGCUGGCUAGCUGGUGGUAUUCCAAGAAGACCAAACUAACCACUUGUAGAAGGAAUGCCCAGAGCCAUGUGCUUUUGUCCCAGAUCAGUCUAGUACUGUGGCUAUAACCAGCUGCCCAGAUCAGUCUAGUACUGUGACUAUAACCAGCUGCCCAGCCCAGAUCAGCUUAGUACUGUGGCUAUAACCAGCUGCCCAGAUCAGUCUAGGUACUGUGGUUAUAACCAGCUGCCCAGCCCAGAUCAGUCUAGUACUGUGGUUAUAACCAGCUGCCCAGAUCAGUCUAGUACUGUGGCUAUAACCAGCUGCCCAGAUCAGUCUAGGUACUGUGGUUAUAACCAGCUGCCCAGAUCAGUCUAGGUACUGUGGCUAUAACCAGCUGCCCAGAUCAGUCUAGGUACUGUGG
Messenger RNA from Oncorhynchus tshawytscha (Chinook salmon), 3906 nucleotides. Its product is annotated as MAP kinase-interacting serine/threonine-protein kinase 2. Lineage: Eukaryota; Metazoa; Chordata; Actinopteri; Salmoniformes; Salmonidae. Gene Ontology annotation, biological process: protein autophosphorylation; peptidyl-serine phosphorylation; intracellular signal transduction. The coding region runs from base 282 to 1790 and encodes 502 amino acids. The transcript has 12 exons. Gene Ontology annotation, cellular component: nucleus; cytoplasm. The record is from RefSeq and is a predicted model, not a curated record. Gene Ontology annotation, molecular function: ATP binding; calmodulin binding; calcium/calmodulin-dependent protein kinase activity.